Molecule: messenger RNA, 2217 nt
Organism: Myodes glareolus (Bank vole)
Lineage: Eukaryota; Metazoa; Chordata; Mammalia; Rodentia; Cricetidae
Gene: Krt222
Product: keratin 222
Molecular function (GO): structural molecule activity
Source: RefSeq, a predicted model, not a curated record
GACAAUGAGCGCGAACAGUUUCCCACAUUUGCAUAACUGACUAGCCGCCUGAGUUUCCCUGCUUCUGGUGGGGAAAUGGAUCUCUGCAUCUUUAAGGCUCCGCGGGGCUGUCUGCUCCGGCGACGCAGGCAGGGCAGGCUCUGCCGCAGCGACUCCUCUCAUCGCUAAGGUCCAGUUAGCCAAGGUGGAGGAUGGGAAAAGAAUGGAGCUGUCCCAGCUCCUCAAUGAGAUCAGGGCAAACUAUGAACAGCUUCUCACCAGAAAUCAGAUAGAGACGGUGCUGUCAACACGGAUGCAGCUAGAGGAAGACAUAACCAAGAGAAUGGACAAGGAUGAGGAGGCUCUGAAGGCAGCUCAGGCCGAACUCAAGGAGGCCCGCCGCCAGUGCCACCACCUGCAGGUGGAAAUCGAGUCUCUCCACGCCGUGGAAAGGGGCCUUGAAAACUCUCUUCAGGCCAGUGAGCAGCAUUACCAGAUGCAGCUGCAAGACCUGGAGUCGGUGGUUGACAGAUUGGAGAAGGAGCUGCAGGAAGUGAGGUGUGGCAUCGAGAAGCAGCUUCAGGAGCACGAGUUGCUUCUCAACACGAAGAUGCGCCUGGAGCAGGAAAUAGCCACCUACCGCCGCCUACUAGAACAGGAAGAGCUCAGAUAUUAUGGUUGUAUCCAAGGAGAGAAAAAAGAAGAAAAACCUGCCAGGAGUAAAGUUGGCUUUCUUCUGCCCUCAGCCAUUAUAAAUGAAAUAUCUUUUUCAACGAAAGUCUCACAAAAGUAUGAGAGUGAAAAUGGGGAGACCAUGACCAAACAGGCAAUGUUAAAUGGAAACGUCGUAAAGGAGAGCGCGGAAGCUUGCGGCACCAUUCAGACAGAGAAAGUGGAUGAAGUUAUAAAAGAGUGGGAAGGUUCGUUCUUUAAAGAUAACCCCCGACUGAGGAAAAAGUCUGUUUCUCUUCGAUUUGACCUCCACUUAGCAGCCACUGAUGAAGGCUGCUUACGGAGCAGACAGGAUCAUCUGCCAGACAUUGAAGUCAGGCUCACCAUGAGAAGAUCAUGUAGCAUCCCCUCCAUCAAGCCCCCGCCAGCCACCAACUAACCCAGAGAGAGUGUCUAUCAGUGACUAGGAUGGACCUAGGGUGGCCAUGCCGAUGCCCAGCCCUGAAUGUAAGUUAUUCCAUGUGUCUGGAUAAUGUUAAGAUGUUGUGGGCUGUGGAUCUCUUCAGAGAACCCAUAUAAUAAGAGGUAAAGUUGCUAGGACUCCAAAGAUGAGCAUAUUUUCUGAGAAGGGGAGUGCUUAAAUCAGAAAUUCAGUGUGGUUUCUGUUUUAUUUGUCAUUCAAAUAGUCUUUAUCCUGCUGAGUUUUAUCAGACACUUGAAGGAUAAGGUGACUUGGUUAAGUCUGUAAUUUUCCUCAAUGGCUGAACAUCCUCAGGAUAAUACAACAGCUUGUCUGGAUACUGAAGAGUUACACUGAGUUACUCUCCAUGGUUUCAGGACCGCAGAACCUAAAGUGUUUUUUCUUCUAAAAAGACAGCAGGUAGGAACAAACGUGUAUGGAGGGCACUCCAUACUCUUUUAGGAUUUUUCCUUUUGAGACAAUCAUCUGAACCCUGGGAAUUGAGAAGUGGUCUGUCUGCGAGCAAUUCAGGAUGAAGUAUAGAGCACACCUCAAGGCUAUUUUGAUGAUUAAUAAAAUUGGGGUGCGCUAUUCUGAUUCUCUUAGAAUCAGUAUCUGAUUUGAAGGAGAGUCAUUUCGUUGAAAGAACUGUAAAAGUUGUAUCCUUACACACACACACACACACACACACACACACACACACACACACAUGAGCUGCACAAACAUUUUAAAGCUAAUUGGAAAGGUGAUUAGUGAAAAAAAAAAAAGGUGAUUAGUUACUAGGACAUCCAGCUGCUCAUCAUCUGAACUCUUCCAUCCAAAACGCCAUGUUAGUAGCACUGGCUAUAGGCCUUAGAGAAGGUCCUCUCUGAACUAGGAGAAAGAGUUCUUACAGUCAUUUCUGUGAAGUAGCAGCAUAGCAUUGCUAGCCAAGAGUGUCUGCGGGACUUGUUCUCAAUUGUUCAAACUGUAAUAAAUAAAGGUGUAAAACAUAUUUAUGAAUAAGUGAAGAAAAGUCAGGCGUUGGUGGCGCACGCCUUUAAUCCCAGCACUCGGGAGGCAGAGGCACAUAGAUCUCUGUGAGUUCGAGGCCAGCGGAUCUCUGU